AUGGGUGUCAUUGAUAAAAUUAAAGCCAUCGAAGAAGAAAUGGCCAGGACCCAGAAGAAUAAGGCCACAGAACAUCAUCUGGGUCUUUUAAAGGGUAAACUGGCCAGAUAUAGGCAGCAACUGCUGGCAGACGAAGCUGGUAGUGGUGGCGGAGGCGGAUCUGGUUUUGAAGUUGCCAAGUCAGGCGACGCCAGAGCUGUUUUGAUAGGUUAUCCCUCGGUGGGUAAAUCCUCCUUGUUAGGUAAAAUUACUACUACUAAAUCUGAAAUUGCCCAUUAUGCGUUCACAACUUUGACCUCUGUUCCUGGUGUGUUGAAGUACCAAGGUGCUGAAAUCCAAAUCGUGGAUCUUCCAGGUAUUAUUUACGGUGCCUCGCAAGGUAAAGGUCGUGGUAGACAAGUUGUCGCAACCGCAAGAACGGCCGACCUAGUGUUGAUGGUUUUAGAUGCAACAAAAAGUGAACACCAGCGUGCAUCUCUGGAACAGGAAUUGGAAAAUGUAGGGAUCAGGCUGAAUAAGGAGAAACCGAAUAUUUAUUAUAAGAAAAAGGAAACUGGUGGUGUCAAAGUUACAUUUGCCUCUCCUCCAAAGAACAAUUUAACUGAACAAGCAAUCAAAAUGAUCUUGAGGGAUUAUCGUAUCCACAAUGCCGAAGUUCUAGUGAGGGAUGACGAAUGUACUAUAGAUGAUUUUAUUGAUGUUAUUAACGAACAACAUAGAAAUUAUGUCAAAUGUCUUUAUGUUUACAAUAAGAUCGAUGCAGUAUCAUUAGAAGAAGUAGAUAAACUAGCCCGAGAACCAAACACUGUAGUUAUGUCCUGCGAAAUGGAUUUGGGAAUACAAGAUGUCGUUCAAGAGAUUUGGUAUCAAUUGAAUUUGAGCCGUGUGUAUACAAAAAAAAGAGGUAUUAGGCCAGUGUUCGAUGACCCUUUAGUGGUAAGGAACAAUUCAACUAUUGGUGAUCUGUGUCAUGGUAUCCACAGAGAUUUUAAGGAUAAGUUCAAAUAUGCAUUGGUUUGGGGCUCUUCUGCCAAACAUUCUCCUCAGAAGUGCGGAUUAAAUCACAGGAUUGAUGAUGAAGAUGUAGUUUCUUUAUUUGCGAAGUGA
Saccharomyces kudriavzevii IFO 1802 is the source of this 1107-nucleotide messenger RNA. It is a transcript of the gene RBG2, whose product is annotated as Rbg2p. Lineage: Eukaryota; Fungi; Ascomycota; Saccharomycetes; Saccharomycetales; Saccharomycetaceae. The record is from RefSeq and is a predicted model, not a curated record. Gene Ontology annotation, biological process: cytoplasmic translation. Gene Ontology annotation, cellular component: cytoplasm. Bases 1 to 1107 code for a protein of 368 amino acids. Gene Ontology annotation, molecular function: GTPase activity; GTP binding. The transcript has a single exon.